AUGGGUGUACCUUCAAAAUCUGUCAAUGACAAUUCUGUGGUUGAGCGUCAUGACUCGACCGAAACAGAAACUCCCCCUGCUGGUGGCUUUGUCCCUGAGCAGACCGAUGUGGAGAAUCAUGUCGGCGAUACCGCGUCGAAGAUCUUGGAUAUCAUCUUCGACUAUGCAUUGAACAAGUUUAAUGACAGCAAGGAGAGGCUUGAGUCUGGAAGGCCCAAGUUCUUGGCUGUUGUGAGCAAGUUCGUUGCUGCUGGUACCCGGGUUGACAUGUGUCUUCCUGCUUUCCCUUUCAAGUCGGCAAACAAGGCUUACAAAGUGUUUGGCAUUCUGCCUGAUAAGGCUGAAGAGCUUUCUCUUGGACGUCUCAACGCCAUGUGUGUCCGUAUUGGCGAGAUAUAUCCGCCAGGAGCGCAAUGCAUUAUUAUCUCCGACGGCAUCGUCUACAACGACCUGUUGAGUAUCUCAGACCGCGACACCUGGGCGUAUGGGCAAGCUCUCCGGAAGAUGGCUUCGUCCAAGGACUUUAAGCACAUCGGAUUCUCGAGAAUCAAGGACUUGAUCGACUUUCCAAUGCCACCGGAUCUGAGAGAAAUUGCGUAUGUCGCAAAUUGUACCAACUUCCGUCGAGCCUUUCUCAACCGCUUCGGUAAAGACGACAUUGACAUUGACAAGGAGAUCAAGGACAACCCUGAUACCAUGAUGACAUACCUUGGGUAUCGUCGGUUUUUAGAGUCCGAUCUUAAGCACAUAUUUCCUGUUGGCAAUGGCCGAACAGCCAAUGACUACAGGAGAGAUGUCCGAUAUCUUGCCAAGCAGAUGCUCAUUCGGGGAUAUGCCUUUGCUGGCGCUGUCAAGAAUGGGUUUCCCAACCACCUGCGACUGUCUAUCCACCAUUCCACCGGUGAACACAAGAUUUCCAUGAGUCUUCUGGACACCAAGACAGGUUUUACCACCCCUUGGCACUGCUGUGUUGCUCGCAUGGCAAACGGUGAAUGGACCAGUGCUCCAAUGGGAGAGUACCUGAAAGACUCCAACAUGAAGGUUGUUCAUGAAAAUGGCCGUCCUAGCCAUUUCCAAGAGACGAUCGACGGGGCCAGUGUCGAAGAGGUCUCAGCUGCCCAGCCUGUUCACAUGCCUCGAAUAAAGUCUCGCGAUACUUCGCCAGACACCAAGUCUACAAUCCUGUCACCCUUCACUGGUGAGGAAGAAGAGCGCCUGAAGGUCCUCGCUAAGUCUAUCUCUUCCCAGCUGAAGCAACAGGACGACAAGCCCAUCAACCCAUUUUCUGGCUCUGAGAACCCAGCUCUUGACCCACAUUCAAGCGAGUUUAGCAUUGCAGCCUGGCUGCAAGCUAUCAUGAGUAUUACAUCUCGUGAUCCUGAGAAGUACCCACGAGGUGUUGCUGGCGUGGCUUACAAGGACCUUUCUGCACAUGGAGUUGGUGAGGCUACAGAUUACCAAAAGACAUUUGGCAACUAUCCCCCUGAGCUGGUCAAGUUCGCAAAACAGCUGUUGAGUCAGGGUGAAUCUGCCAAGAUUCAAAUCCUGAGGUACUUUGACGGUUUGAGCAGGAGCGAAGAUUUGCUUCUGGUGAUUGGAUGA
Messenger RNA from Fusarium pseudograminearum CS3096, 1602 nucleotides. RefSeq lists its product as uncharacterized. The record is from RefSeq and is a predicted model, not a curated record. NCBI's taxonomy places the organism in Eukaryota, Fungi, Ascomycota, Sordariomycetes, Hypocreales, Nectriaceae. Bases 1 to 1602 code for a protein of 533 amino acids. The transcript is spliced from 3 exons.